CAUGCUCAUGCACUGGAGUUACUGAGUAAUCAUUUAAAGAAAGGAAAUAGGGCCUUGGAUGUUGGCUCUGGAAGUGGAUACUUAACAGCAUGUAUGGGCCAUAUGGUUGGAGAAACAGGCAUAGCAGUAGGCAUUGACCAUAUAAGUGAACUUAUCAAGUUUUCCCAAGAAAACAUUGAAAAAGAUAGUCCUGAACUUUUAACAUCAAACACAGUAAAGUUAGUAGUGGGAGAUGGCCGUUUGGGUCACCCAGAGGAGCAGCCAUACAAUGCCAUUCAUGUGGGAGCUGCUGCUCCUACAUUACCGCAGGCUUUAGUGGAUCAACUUGCUCCUGGUGGAAGGCUCAUCAUUCCCAUUGGUCCUGAAGGAGCUAACCAGAACCUUGAACAGAUUGACAAACUUGAAGAUGGAAGCAUUAAGCGGCAAGUCCUGAUGGGUGUUAUCUAUGUUCCCUUAACUGAUAAGGAUUAUCAGUGGCCAGGCAGGUGGAGAAACUAACCCUCGAGGACCAUAGGUGUGGCAGCAGUGUACACCACACACAUUUCUUCCCCUACAGACGUGAGCUGUGAGUCACGUCAGCUGAAUCAUAAUUCCUCGCAGGUGCUGCUCCCUCCUUUAGUUUCACCAUCUUUGCCUGCACCUCCACCCAUCACCACCAAGUCUCCGCCCGCUUCCCAGACCUUAAAUGCUGCUGCUCCCAAGCGUUACCUGGUGGUCGUCAAUUUGUGGUUAAUAUUCAGAAUCAAGAGCAACCAGUUUUGUGGAAGAUGAAUAACACUGCUUUAAUUUCAAAGAAGGAAAUAACAGUUUAAAAUGCCAUAGCCAAAUCUUAUGCAAAUUACUGAAAUGUAGAACUUCGUGUUGAAUUAGAUGAGCUACAGCUUUGAACUUCAUAAGCAGUUGAAAGGUAGUGCAGCAAAAAUACAGUACAUAUUAGAAUGUUGAUAUUUACAAAUGAUUCCUUAGGCUUCUCUCUUUUGGUUGUUUUUCCAUUGGAUAUCUCUCAUUUUCAGAUAUACUCCAUCAUUAUCCUUCUUUAGUAGGUCAUAGCACACCUGCUUUUAAAUAAAUUGAAAAAUGCAGAUUAAUUGGAAUUGUUUACUAGCUUUCAUUGAAUUGCCCACUAACACACCUGCUUGGACAAAAUAGUUUCAGAUGGUUCAGAAGACUUGGAGGAAAGGUCAUAUAUGAGAGAGAUUUGAAUCUGUGUUUGGGUUAUACCAAAUAGACAGGAAACAUUUGAUUAAUGGCCAUAUUUUUGUAUUUUUAUUAAUUCAUUAAUUAGGGGUGCCAGUAUAAGAUUAUUUUAUUACCUGAAGGAUGUUUGUAUAGGAAGCUUAGCAUAACUUUUUCAAAGUGUUGUAAUUUUUGGGAUAGUUAAUAAUGGGAUAGCCCUUAUGAUGUACUUCAUUAUUGAUUUUUGAUAGCAUUAUUUCCAUUGAAACUGUUAGUUUCCUUUGUCUACCUUACAACCUUAAUUAUAUGAGAGUAGCCAUUACUUUCAAGAAUUAGAGAAAGUUUAUAUUUAUAUGCUGUCAUUCAAAUGAAAAUUUCAGUGAUAUAUGACAAAAAUAUAGAUAAUGAAGUGCAGUGUUGUUGAUACUGUAUGUUCUUGUACUUUAAGUGAAGAUUAUCAAGUUACAUUUGAUAAAAGUUUUUUAUCAUAUAUUUUAUUAUUCUUUAAAAUAUGAACAGUUUAAAUUCCUGAAAUAUGAGCGUUAAUCAUGAAUUCAUUGUGCUGUGAGUUUGUUCUUGUGACAUAGGCAUUUUAUCAUGAAGAGAAUUAGGCACAAGACUGUGCAGACGUGGAGUUAAAAGUAUAUUAUAUAAUAUUGUACAAAUAUGUAUAUGAAUUGGUAUGGUAAGUACAUUUUGUAUGGCUUUACUGCCCAGAAAGUAAUGGUAAAUAGUUGAGUGCUGAUUUAAGAGCCCAGCACUCAUAAGUGACUAGUAUUUUGUGAUUGUAGUACUACUGAUCUUCAAAUUGAAAAUGAAUUAAAACAGAAAUUAUUUUGACAAUCAUAGUAAUACUGUAUGUGUAAUUAGAGUAAUAGUAUUGGCUAGCAUUUGAAAAAACAUUCCAAGUCUUUGGGUUUAUUCUGCAGUACAGUGUGUUUCAUCUCUCAUGCUUGAGCAAACUAAUAUUGUGGAGAAAUGAAUGAAUGUUGUCAUAUGGGCCAUGUGGCCUAGUGCUGGUAUCAAGGAGGCCAUUCAGUGCUUGUGGGGAAUUGUACAAAUGACUGCACCCAUUAAUAGCAUAUUUAAUCCCCAAAGUGACAUUUGCUUUUAUCACCAGUAGAUGUAAUAUUUGUUGCCACACAAUUAUAUCCUCAUCACUCAACAUGCUCUCUUACCAAAAUCUUUAUUGUCUGUGCAUUUUUACCUUCAAUGUUCAGCUGUUAUCUUCAGUCAGUGAGUACAUGCCUUAUUAAGCCACUUUCAAUGUGUAAUUUUGGUGGAACCUAUUUGACACAAGCAUUUGAGCAUAAAGUUGAACAGUACUAAUGGUAAUCUCAUAUUUCAAAAAAGUUGUUCCAAGUUCUGUAAGAUCUUCAGGUGAUUUCAGAAUACAACUGCAAAUGAUGUCUAAGGCUACAGUACAUAUUUCCCUGGUUUCUGAAAUUUGAGAAGUUUUACAGUAAUUGUAGCAAGUUGAUACUGAAUGUAAUUUUUGAAAUGAUGAAACAAUAGCUCACAUUUACUAAAUGCUAAAAUGUACAGUAAAUGGUAAGGGCAGUACAUGUCAAAUCCUUUACAGUUUUUGUAGAAAUUCUUAAAGAUUAGACGGAAGAUAUACUUAUUUAAGCUUGCAAUUGUUCAGUUAAAAAAAAGAAAGAAAAAGAAAUGUUCAGUGUGUAUUCCUCAGCAUGGGUCUUCUAGAAUUACUGCUUCAGUUGGUUUGUAAUCCAUAUGUUAUCCAUUGCUUAAUUUUUAGCCUUGUAAUUUCUUGGCAUACAUCUUGAAAAUGAUUUAAUUUUGAUGUUAAUGGAUCAAGUUUCCCUUGUGAUGUUAGUAAACUACAGUGGUUGUAUUAGUAUUUUUUCUUUUUCUUUUUUGUAAAUCAUUGCAAGAUGUAUUUUGUAUUUUUAUGUAUUAUUAAAAAAAGUGGAGAUAUUAAUGAUUCUCUGGUUUAGGAAUGGUAUUUAAAACGAAUUUUGUUUUAAGUAUAUAUUAUCUUAUGAUAGAUUUAUACACCUAUAGGCUGUUCCUAUUAGGGUAAAAUGUUAACAGAAAUUUGUUGAAACAGUUUAUCAUUGAAACAAUUAUGCUUAUUGUAUAGACAGAACUCAAAACACUACAGAAUUUUUUGUUUAAGGAAAUUCCCUUUAUGCACUUCAAUUAUACUAGCUAUAUUUAUGUGAGGCUGCAAUCAUGUUUGCUCAAGCUUGGUGUGUGAACCAUGUUACAGUUACUGUUUGUAGAAAGUGUCAUUUUCUUUGCUUUUACAUUGGAUUUACUUUCUGGUUCUUCCAGUUCUCAAAAUGUAUUAGGAUGAAUGCAUGCUAUACUCUUGUACUGUACUUGCACAGCUCUAUAGCCUGAGGUAAUCUGUAUUUUGAUACAUCUCCAAACUAGUAUAAUAAUGUGUUUCUCUUUAAAUUAGGCUUGUUAACUCAAUUGUUUUAUUGCAGAUUCUAAAUGCUUAUUUAUACUACUACAAUAUCAUUUGUACAUUUGACAGUUAGGAGUCAGAUUUGUUGGAUUGUUUAAAUGUAAUACUUGCUGCAACAUGUGAUCUUUGGAAAAUAAAAAUAUCACACUUC
Macrobrachium nipponense is the source of this 3764-nucleotide messenger RNA. Its product is annotated as protein-L-isoaspartate(D-aspartate) O-methyltransferase-like. Gene Ontology annotation, cellular component: cytoplasm. NCBI's taxonomy places the organism in Eukaryota, Metazoa, Arthropoda, Malacostraca, Decapoda, Palaemonidae. The record is from RefSeq and is a predicted model, not a curated record. Gene Ontology annotation, molecular function: protein-L-isoaspartate (D-aspartate) O-methyltransferase activity. Gene Ontology annotation, biological process: protein modification process.